UUUCGAGCCGCUAAGAUGAAAUCGUGGGGCGAAACACUAGGGCGCGGUGCGUCCGCCCACUUUUCUCGCGUGGGGCGACUGCGCCGCGCUCUCGUGCUGCUGGCGGCAGCAGCGUGUACAGCUGCCGCGUUGCUGUACUGGAGACAACAGAGUAACGAGCUCACCCAUAGGCCAUUACACAACGUAUACACUGGCGUAGAACCGCAAUGGACUUGGAUCUGCCGAAACGACAGAUGUGAACGUAUGCUGACGUCGGAAACCACAGUGUUGCAAUCUUUACCCACGUGCAAUAUGUUGUGUGCCUCGACACAGCUUUGGCCGCAACCAACAGGGCCUGUCAGUCUCGCCACAGCCGCAGUGCCAAUCAAAUCUGAAGGAAUUUCUCUACAAGUCACUGCUUCACCAUCGCAUGACGUCGAUAGGCAUUUACAUGAUGCAUUUGCUCUUAUGAAAGAAGAUAUGCGUAAUCUGGAGAAAAGUAUUAGCGGCGAAAACAGACGUAGUGAUAUAGGGCUUCCUCGUGAUAUGCUAGUACGCGUUGCAGUCAACGGCAGCGCAGAUCCCCGUAUGCGCCUAGACACUGAUGAGAGCUACAAGUUAAUAUUACGGCCAGUAGCCAAUACUUUGGUAGUGGAUAUAACAGCACAUUCAUUUUGCGGUGCUCGGCAUGGUUUUGAGACCUUAUCUCAACUAGUUUGGAUAGAUCCUUACGCACAAAGCCUAUUAGUUCUUGAAGCAGCGACAAUAGAUGACGCACCACGGUUUAGGUAUCGAGGAUUUCUACUGGAUACUGCACGAAACUAUUUUCCAGUAGGUGAAUUACUGAAAACGAUUGAUGCGAUGGCGGCUUCCAAAUUAAACACGUUCCACUGGCAUGUCAGUGAUUCACAGUCGUUUCCAUUAAGGUUAAAUAGUGCACCACAAUUGGCACAGCACGGAGCAUAUGGACCAGGUGCAAUUUACACAAUGGAUGAAGUCAGAGCAAUAGUCCGUCGUGCAAAAUUACGGGGUAUUCGCGUGCUAUUAGAAGUUGAUGCACCAGCUCACGUAGGUCGCGCUUGGGAUUGGGGUCCUGCGGCGGGACUCGGUCAUUUAGCAUAUUGUAUAGAAGCCGAACCGUGGAGCGCCUACUGUGGUGAACCUCCAUGUGGACAAUUAAAUCCACGAAAUCCUCAUGUUUAUGAACUCCUAGAACGCAUUUACGCCGAAAUUAUUCAGGUAACUGAAGUCGAUGAUUUAUUUCAUCUAGGCGGUGAUGAAGUUUCGGAACGCUGCUGGGCUCAGCAUUUCAACGACACAGAUCCAAUGGAACUUUGGUUUGAAUUUACACGUCGAGCUAUGACUGCGUUAGAGAGCGCCAACGGUGGCAAAGCACCAGAAUUGACACUGUUAUGGUCGUCUCGAUUGACACGUUCCCCGUAUCUGGAAAGACUGGAUCCUAAACAUUUCGGAGUACAAAUAUGGGGCGCAUCAAGAUGGCCGGAAUCUCGAGCCGUUCUCGACGCCGGCUUCCGCUCAGUGAUCUCACACGUGGACGCGUGGUACUUAGACUGCGGAUUCGGUUCAUGGCGUGACAGUUCCGAUGGACACUGUGGGCCGUACCGCUCGUGGCAACAGGUGUAUGAGCAUCGGCCGUGGAUAGAGGAGGCACCGAUGCCCGCCGGCGUAGGAGAUGUAUUGCCCUGGAAAAUAGAAGGCGGUGCAGCGUGUCAAUGGACUGAACAGCUUAGUUCUGGCGGUUUGGACGCACGAGUGUGGCCUCGUACAGCUGCGAUGGCGGAGCGUCUGUGGUCGGACCGAGCUGAGGGCGCGGCUGCGGAUGUAUACCUGCGUCUAGAUACGCAGCGUUCGAGGCUAGUAGCUCGCGGCGUCCAUGCUGCACCACUAUGGCCGCGCUGGUGUUCGCACAACCCACACGCCUGCCUAUAGCCAUCCACAACAUCCUCAGCGCCUUUCGAUUCGCGCCUCCCGAAAGCCAUUGGCGCUCUCCGUGGCUAACAGUUAUAGAACUGACGCAGCUCGUUCGUCGAGCCUAUUAUUUUAUUCAACGCCAUCUAGUUUUAAAUGUCACAAAAGUUACUUAAUGAUAUCUACGUUUAUACAAUGAGAGAAUAUUUUUCCUUGAUUUAAUGGCGUCUCAAAAUUGCGACAGGUUACAAUGUAAACUUAAUUCGAUGUUAUGACUUUAUUAUUAUAGUAGAGAGAGGCUGUCACAAAAUCUAGUUAACGAAUGACAUUUUUAGUGUUUAUACACUACGACUUUUGUUGUACAUAAGAAUAGAUAAUUAUGUUAAUAUACUUAAGGGAGUAGAUAGAAAUUUGUACAGCGCUUAUGAUUAGGUAGAAUGAUCACAAACAUGAAAACUUUUUAGGAUUGAACAAUAAGUAAACUCGGUCGACUUUGAAUAGAACCUUAGAUAGUUCUAGGAUUUAAUAUAAAAAUAAAACUUAAAGCGGACAACCGAUUUUAAUUGCCCACCGAUUUGUCCGACUACUACCGACAUUAGGCUGACCGCACAUUAGCUCCUAACGCUUGAACAAUAGCAGAUUGCACGGUUGGGCCGUUGUUAUUCAAUAUACAGGCCUGCAGACGCUAAACCGCAAAAAUAUUAAAAAAAAAGUGACACUGUUAUAAAAUAGCGUUAUUGUUUCAAAAUUUUAUAGAGACUU
Achroia grisella is the source of this 2670-nucleotide messenger RNA. RefSeq names its product probable beta-hexosaminidase fdl (gene FDL). Gene Ontology annotation, cellular component: membrane. Bases 16 to 1929 code for a protein of 637 amino acids. The transcript is spliced from 2 exons. NCBI's taxonomy places the organism in Eukaryota, Metazoa, Arthropoda, Insecta, Lepidoptera, Pyralidae. Gene Ontology annotation, molecular function: beta-N-acetylhexosaminidase activity. Gene Ontology annotation, biological process: glycosaminoglycan metabolic process; ganglioside catabolic process; carbohydrate metabolic process. The record is from RefSeq and is a predicted model, not a curated record.